Nelumbo nucifera (sacred lotus) is the source of this 1492-nucleotide messenger RNA. RefSeq names its product 3'-5' exonuclease-like. Gene Ontology annotation, molecular function: nucleic acid binding; 3'-5' exonuclease activity. Gene Ontology annotation, cellular component: cytoplasm; nucleus. The record is from RefSeq and is a predicted model, not a curated record. Gene Ontology annotation, biological process: nucleobase-containing compound metabolic process. Lineage: Eukaryota; Viridiplantae; Streptophyta; Magnoliopsida; Proteales; Nelumbonaceae.
UACUCUGCGUUAAAAGGCUUUGAUGGAUCCAGGAUAAAAAUACUUCUUUUGAUCAAAUCAGUAUCUAUGGUCUAUAGAUGAUUUCACGACCAUGUGCUUCUGAACUUUACCUUUUACCACUUUAUGACCUGUCACUCACUUUUGUCCUCUGCAUCUUUUUUCCUCUCCUUCCCACUUCCCAGGCCUUAGAGCACACACAGAGACUCAAUUCAAAGCCUCAAGGGCUCAAACACUAAUUCUCACUCUCUACUCCCAAGUCCCACCCUCUCUCUCUCUCUCUCCCUCACACAAACACAGGCUUUUUCUGUAAACGAGGACAGAGCAUUCACCCGAUGAGCCAGGAUCCUUGGCUCGAGGACAUUCCAGCUGAGCCAAGCCCGACCUGGAACACAUGGUCAAUCAGCCCAAGCCAAGCUGGGCAAGGCUCAGCUCAUCAGCCCUCGUUGACAUCUCCAACAACCUCCACCCCCACCAUGAACAUCAGCAUUGAAGAUCUUGAGUGCCAUUCGAACGACCAUCAGACCUACCUUGUCACCUUCUUCAAUGACCAAAUCCAUACCACCCUCACCCACGUACCCUCCACUGUUGAAGGUUGGAUCACUGAUGUUCAACGCACCCACCAAGCCAACCUCACCCAUUUCAUUGUCGGGCUCGACGUCGAAUGGCGACCAAGCUUCAAUCGCACCAUCGAGAACAAGGUGGCCAUCUUACAGCUCUGCGUCGAUCGCAAGUGUUUGAUAUUUCAACUCCUUUACGCGGAUCACAUACCCAUGUCUCUCAUUGAUUUUCUCAACAACCCCAACUUCAGUUUUGUCGGGGUGGGCAUCAAUGAAGAUGUCGAGAAGCUUUUAGAGGAUUACGAGAUUAAUGUCUCCAAUACUGUUGAUCUUCGAGGGUUAGCCGUGAAGAAGUUGGGUAAACCAGAGCUGAAGAACUCUGGGUUAAAAGAUUUGACCAGGGAGGUUCUUGGAAAAGAAAUGGAGAAGCCAAGAAGGGUUACCAUGAGUAGGUGGGAUACGGAGUGGCUCAGUUAUGAUCAAGUGCAGUAUGCUUGUCUUGAUGCUUUUCUUUCCUCUGAGAUCGGAAGAAACUUGAUUUUGAAGAAUUGAGAGGUUCACUGUGGAGCAUGAAGAUCUGGGUUUUUGUUUUUUACUUGAAUUGGAAGAUCUGCUUUGUGGGGUAUACUGGAUUGAACCACUGGAACAUGAUUUGCGUUUUGUUUUUCCUGGGUAUAUUUGGUGGUGUAUACUAGGUUGAACCACUGGAACAUGAUCUGGGUUUUUGUUUUUCUUGGAUUGGGGCAUAUAUGUGAUUAUGUGGUGGUGUAUACACGGUUGAAUCACUGGAACAUGAUUUGAGUUUUUGUAUUUCUUGGAUUUGAACUUAUUUUUGUGUUUUGAGCUAUUGUUAUGGUCUAGCUAAAAUCCGUAUUGAUUUUCCCUUUGUUUUAAACCUUUUAAUGAGAUGAAUCUUCUGCUCUUCUUUUAAUUAA